AGGCGCAAAUGCGAGAUUUGGCAGGGUUUGUUGAGACAAAACAACAGCUCUUGUCUCUAAAAUCAAAUCAUCGUAUGAAUUGGAUCGGCUUUGCUGUUGCUCAUCAUUUAAACUCAAAUGCUUUAAAAGCAGUUGAAAUUCUGGAAGCAUAUGAAGGGACACUAGAAGAUGAUUUUCCUCCUGAUAAUGAACGUUGUGAACAUGGGGAAAUGCUUUUGUAUAAGGUAUUCUAAGUGGUAUCUUCUGUAUAUUG
Humulus lupulus (European hop) is the source of this 253-nucleotide messenger RNA. Its product is annotated as N-terminal acetyltransferase A complex auxiliary subunit NAA15-like. The transcript has 2 exons. Gene Ontology annotation, molecular function: protein-N-terminal amino-acid acetyltransferase activity. Lineage: Eukaryota; Viridiplantae; Streptophyta; Magnoliopsida; Rosales; Cannabaceae. Gene Ontology annotation, biological process: N-terminal peptidyl-methionine acetylation. Gene Ontology annotation, cellular component: cytoplasm. Bases 9 to 233 code for a protein of 74 amino acids. The record is from RefSeq and is a predicted model, not a curated record.